AUGGUUCAAUCUUCGAUCUUGGGUUUCCCCCGCAUGGGACGUCUGAGAGACUUGAAGAAGGCCAAUGAGGCAUACUGGGCCGGCAAGCUCUCGAGAGAUGACUUGCUCGCCGAGGGCAAGAGACUUCGUGGCGAGCACUGGAAGAUCCAGAAGGACGCCGGUGUCGAUGUUAUUCCCAGCAACGACUUCGCUUUCUACGACCACGUCCUCGACCACAUCCAGAUGUUCAACGCCAUUCCCGAGAGAUACUCAAAGCACGGCCUUGACCCCCUUGACGAGUACUUCGCCAUGGGUCGUGGUCACCAGAAGGACGGCAUUGACGUUCCCUCGCUCGAGAUGGUCAAGUGGUUCGACUCAAACUACCACUACGUCAAGCCCACCCUCCAGGACAACCAGACCUUCAAGCUCGCAUCCAACCCCAAGCCCGUCCGCGACUUCCUCGAGGCCAAGGAGGCCGGUAUCACCACCCGCCCUGUCCUCCUCGGUCCCGUCUCUUUCCUUGCUCUCGGUAAGGCCGACCGUGGCCAGUCCGUCGAGCCCAUCACUCUCCUCGAGAAGCUCCUUCCCGUCUACGAGCAGCUUCUGCAGGAGCUGAAGAAGGCUGGUGCCGAGACCGUCCAGAUUGACGAGCCCGUCCUUGUCUUCGACUUGCCCGCCAAGGUCAAGGAGGCCUUCAAGCCUGCCUACGAGAAGCUCUCCGCUGCUCAGGGCCCUCAGAUCGUCCUUGCCACCUACUUCGGUGACAUUGUCCACAACUUCGACGUCGUUGACGCCGCUUUCAAGAACCUCUACGCUCUCCACGUCGACCUUGUCCGUCACCCCGAGCAGCUCCAGCAGGUCGUUGACCACCUCGGUCCCAAGCAGAUCCUGUCUGCUGGUGUCGUCGACGGUCGUAACAUCUGGAAGACCAACUUCAAGAAGGCCAUCGAGGUCGUCGAGACUGCCGUUCAGAAGCUCGGCAAGGACAGAGUCAUCGUUGCCUCAUCCAGCUCCCUCCUCCACACUCCCCACACUCUCGCCAGCGAGAAGACCCUCCCCGAGGAGGUCAAGGACUGGUUCUCGUUCGCCUCCGAGAAGGCCGUCGAGGUUGCCAUCAUCGCCAAGGCCGUCACUGAGGGCCCUGCUGCAGUUCGUGAGCAGCUCGAGGCCAACGCCAAGUCCAUGCAGGCUCGCGCUUCAUCUGCUCGCACCAACGACGCCAAGGUCAAGGAGAGACAGUCCAAGAUCACCAAGGAGAUGCACAACCGCCAGUCUACCUUCGACACCCGUUACGCCCAGCAGAAGGAGCACCUUAGCCUUCCCAUCUUCCCCACCACCACCAUCGGUUCCUUCCCCCAGACCAAGGAGAUCCGUCUGCAGCGUAACAAGCUUGUCAAGAACGAGAUCACCGCCGAGGAGUACGAGAAGUUCAUCGAGAAGGAGAUCCAGGAUGUUGUCAAGAUCCAGGAUGAGCUGAACCUUGACGUCUACGUCCACGGUGAGCCCGAGCGUAACGACAUGGUCCAGUACUUUGGUGAGCGCCUCGACGGCUAUGUCUUCACCACCCACGCCUGGGUCCAGUCCUACGGCUCUCGCUGCGUCCGUCCUCCGAUCAUCGUCGGUGACAUCUCUCGUCCCGCCCCCAUGACUGUCAAGGAGAGCAAGUACGCCGCCAGCAUCAGCAAGAAGCCCAUGAAGGGUAUGCUUACUGGUCCCAUCACCUGUCUCCGUUGGUCCUUCCCUCGUGACGAUGUUCACCAGUCUGUCCAGGCUCAGCAGCUUGCUCUUGCUCUUCGUGACGAGGUUGUUGACCUCGAGGCCGCUGGUAUCUACGUCAUUCAGGUCGACGAGCCCGCUCUUCGUGAGGGUCUCCCUCUCCGUUCCGGCAAGGAGCGUGAGAACUACCUCGACUGGGCUGUUGACAGCUUCAAGCUGUCCACUGCUGGUGUCAAGGACUCUACUCAGAUUCACUCUCACUUCUGUUACUCUGAGUUCCAGGACUUCUUCCACGCUAUCGCCGCUCUUGACGCCGAUGUUCUCUCCAUCGAGAACAGCAAGAGUGAUGCCAAGCUCCUCAAGGUCUUCAUCGAUGAGGACUACCCCAGACACAUUGGUCCCGGUGUCUACGACAUCCACUCUCCCAGAGUUCCUAGCGAGCAGGAGAUCAAGGACCGCAUCGAGGAGAUGCUCCAGUACCUCAAGCCUGAGCAGCUUUGGAUCAACCCUGACUGUGGUCUCAAGACCCGCCAGUGGAAGGAGACCAAGGAGGCUUUGACCAACAUGGUCAACGCCGCCAUUGCUUACCGCGAGAAGCACACUUAA
Messenger RNA from Aureobasidium pullulans EXF-150, 2301 nucleotides. Its product is annotated as methionine synthase. The record is from RefSeq and is a predicted model, not a curated record. NCBI's taxonomy places the organism in Eukaryota, Fungi, Ascomycota, Dothideomycetes, Dothideales, Saccotheciaceae. The transcript is spliced from 2 exons. The coding region runs from base 1 to 2301 and encodes 766 amino acids. Gene Ontology annotation, molecular function: zinc ion binding; 5-methyltetrahydropteroyltriglutamate-homocysteine S-methyltransferase activity.